AAAGCCAUGUAAAGUUGUAACAACAACAAUUCACCAAAGUCCAAAGUUCCAAUUUCCAAACCCAAUCUUUGUAGACAAAGUGAGGAGUUGAGGACUAAACAUGGCGAUAUUACCAUUCUCAUUCUCACCCACUUCAUCUUCUUCUCUUCAUUUUCUCCCUCCUCUUCCCAAAUCCAUCACCUUAUCACCACCUUCAUCCAACCUUCCUUACUCUAAAUUCUCACCUUCUCGACGCCUUUUCACGCUUUCCGUUUCGUCGCCGGAUGUUUGCGACGCUCCUCAACAACAUCUCAUUGUCGAUAAAUCCGCUCUCAUUGUCGAUGAAGCCGUCUCCGAGGAACACCUUUGGGCUGCUGCAAGUCUCCGAAUUCGAACUUUUAAUGAAUUUAAGGACGAUUCUUUUGGUAUCGAGGAUCAUAAGAGGUACCUGGCUGAGCGCGAGUUUGAAGCGCUUAAAGAACGUGUUGCAGGCAAGAGGGAGGGCUUCAGAAGGGUGUCUUGCAUAAAUGCCUCCCUUCCUUUGUCACACUUAUCAGCUUUGUCCGGAGAUCUUUGCACUACAUGUAAGUUAUCUGAUGAUGGCGGAUUCAGAGUUGUGGUUGGGACACUUGAUCUAAAUCAAUGUCUGAGGCUUCCUGAUGAGGUGACAGGGAUGAGGCCCCAGGGUAUUGGAUCUGAUUUUGCGAGGGCUUAUUUGAGCAACGUCUGUGUAGCCAAGGAAUUGCACAGAAAUGGAUUGGGUUAUGCUCUCGUUUCAAAAGCAAAGAGUGUUGCUGCAGAAUGGGGCAUUACUGAUCUAUAUGUUCAUGUUGCUGUUGACAAUGAGUCGGCAAAAAAUCUGUAUAUGAAGAGCGGUUUCACCUAUGAAAGUGAAGAACCGGCAUGGCAGGCCAGGUUUUCAAACAGGCCAAGAAGAAUCAUUCUUUGGUAUGGUUUACCAAAUCCACACAACUUGUAAACUCUAUACCCAGCCACUUGCAAUUUCACGGGAUUUAUAAACCGCCGUCAAAUUAUUUUUCCUGAUCCCACUUUCCAUGCCCAUCCGUUAAGCAAGUUGCUGUCUCCUUUGUACAGGCAGGCCUCUCCAACUCCAUAAAUUGUUUGUAAUUUUUUGAGGAAUUUCUGAUCAUCUCUUUUUCAAAAUCUGAUAUGUAUAUACAUUUGAGUUUUGACUGGCAUACGGAUAAGGAAGGGUUCGUUAAGAAGUUAAUGUUAUGAUAUUGACUUGGCUAUUUGAAAGGUAGCUAUGACAUGAGAAGCUAAGGCAACAAGGACAUAAUUUUUCAAGGGUGAAAUGUAGUCUCUAAGGUUAGUUUAACGGGCAUCAAAGUGUUAAAAAAGUUACUCACUUCUUUUCUCACAAAAACCAAGGAAAUACGGGAUAACUUGGUGGGAGAAAUGGAAAAGGUGGGUUUAAGCCUUUAAGGAGAGAAUCAAUUAUAAAUAAGGAGAUGUGAGUAAUAAAGUAAAAA
Messenger RNA from Beta vulgaris subsp. vulgaris (sugar beet), 1472 nucleotides. RefSeq lists its product as hypothetical. The record is from RefSeq and is a predicted model, not a curated record. Gene Ontology annotation, molecular function: acyltransferase activity, transferring groups other than amino-acyl groups. Lineage: Eukaryota; Viridiplantae; Streptophyta; Magnoliopsida; Caryophyllales; Amaranthaceae. The transcript is spliced from 6 exons. Gene Ontology annotation, cellular component: chloroplast. The coding region runs from base 101 to 958 and encodes 285 amino acids.